Messenger RNA from Penicillium hordei, 2200 nucleotides. RefSeq names its product WASP family protein. Lineage: Eukaryota; Fungi; Ascomycota; Eurotiomycetes; Eurotiales; Aspergillaceae. The transcript is spliced from 3 exons. The coding region runs from base 23 to 2008 and encodes 661 amino acids. The record is from RefSeq and is a predicted model, not a curated record.
UGGGGAAACACCUCGAUUCACCAUGCCCUCCAUUCUCAGUGACGCCGACAAGGAAACUGUUAAGCGGAAUGUCCCCAAACCCGCCAACAAGAUCCUCGCCGUAGCUGUCGCGCGACUCUACGUCGCCUACCCGGAUGGACAGAAAUGGACAUAUACCGGAAUUCAAGGGGCUGUUGUCCUCUGCAAUGACCUUGUGGGAAGGACUUUUUGGCUUAAAAUAGUCGAUGUCUCGCCCGCUGGUAGGGGUGUGAUCUGGGAUCAGGAGAUCUAUGACAACUUCGCUUACAACCAGGACCGAACCUUCUUUCAUACAUUCGAGCUCGAAGCCUGCCCCGCCGGCCUGUCCUUUGUCGACGAGAAGGAGGCCAAGACCUUUAUCAAGAAGGUGCAUGAGCGGGAGAAACAUGCAAGUAAAGAGACCACCAAGACUCCUUUCACAUCUACUCGAGGCCAGGGACCUGCUCCUGUUACCAAUGGGAAAGUAGGACGGUCUUUGUUUGGCAGCUUGUUGCAUCGAUCGAACCCGGCUCCGAGUACACCAGCACCGACAGCCCCUGCGCCUUCGAUACAGGUUGCUCCUCCUCCGAUGUUGUCCCCAAGCCCGCCGCCAGCUAAGCCAGAUUUACCAUUUGAUACGAGUGACCCCUCUUGGAAAGGACUGCUAGAUGAGCUUAAGGGGAUGGGAAUUACCGAAGACCAAAUUGCCGAGAAUUCUGAUUUCAUCAAAGCUUGGAUUGACCAGAAACAGGCAGCGGCGGCCGAGUCUGCUCCUGCUGAGGAUCAUAAUAAGCCAAAGGCUGCCCCUCCACCGCCACCUUCUGCACCUCCCGCUCCGAGAGUAACCUCGAUCAGUCCCCAAGACACGGGUUCCAGCUCGACAAGCAGACGGGGACCGCCGCCGCCGCCGCCGUCACGGAAAACACGUUCUGAAGCACCAGAAGAAUCGGUUUCCCUCCCCCCUCGUGAGCCAUCCCCGCCUGCGCGACGAUUCAAUGCGCCGCCUCCAUUUGCAGACGCAGGGAAAUUCGCAGAGCCCGCUGGCCCUGUACCUCCUCGGCGUCCACGCGCAAUUUCGAACGUCAAUGCUGGGCCUCCACCGCCCCCACGACCACCAAAGACACCGAUGGACGAUAGCCAAUAUAAUCAAUCGAGUCAAUCUCGAUUUGGGGUACCACCGCCUUUCUCUGGUGACCGCAAGGUGUCUGCGCCACCGGCACCCCCCAGCCGUAGCCCUGCACCAGGUGGCCCUCCCCCUCCGCCGCCUCGCACAGCAAGCCCAGCAGCACCACCCCAACUGCCCCCCAAAGUGCCGUCCAUGACCACUGCAACGGGACCUCCUCCUCCACCCGCCAGAGGCCCUAUUUCACCCCCACUUCCACCCCCACCAGCGCCUCGACCUGUGCCAGCUGCACCGUCUUCUCCUGCGGCAGCUCCUCCCCCUCCUCCUCCACCAAGAGGACCAGUUUCGCCUCCCCCUGCCCCGCCCUCGGCACCUACGUAUUCUCCUAGCAUUCCUCCUCCACCGCCUCCGCCGCCUAGCUCUGCAGCACCCGGUGGCCCCCCACCCCCUCCGCCUCCGGGCCGUGGUGGCCCCUCAAUGCCUCCCCCUCCCCCUCCGGCGCCUGUUUCGGGGGCACCAGGUGGACCGCCACCGCCACCUCCACCACCUGGGGCACCUGGAGGUGGUGCUCCUCCUCCACCUCCACCCCCUGGUGGUGCUGCGCCACCAUUGCCAAAGCCAACUGGUGGGCACACCGAUCUGCUAGCGUCCAUUCGAGCCUCCGGUGGCCAUGGAGGCGGAGGCUUGCGCAAGGUCAAGGAUACGGAAAAGAAAGAUCGAAGUCAAGCUAUGGUACCCGGUGGUGCUAACGAGUCGUCGGCUACAAGCCCCAAUGCAGGAGGAGCCCCGCAAGGUGGUUUGGCCGGCGCAUUGCAAGAUGCUCUCAACAAGCGAAAACAGAGAGUCAGUGGAAGUGAUGACGAGAAAGACAACGACGACGAUUGGUGAGCGGUUAGUUUUCGGUGGGAUUGUUCAAGUAUUUCAAGAUACCAAUGGCUUUUGCGCAUUCUUGCGAGCAUUGAGCAUUCUGUUUCUUGGUCCAGCGUUUUGCCUAAAAGUUUGGUUUCAAGUGUCAACAAAAGAGGGGCAAUGCACUUUGUAUAUAGCUUUCAAUGGUAGAUGCAGUGGAUGUGAGAGAUA